CCAUGGUCCAGUUGAGUGACAGCCCAGCAGUAGCAUAGCACUGUGACUGAGAAAAGUGACAUGAAUAGCCUAAAAUUAUGAUGGCAAAACGGGCAAUAGAAGAGGAAUUCGACCGACUUUAUUCAGAUUUCAUUGAGAACCCGGAGGCUCUCCCAAGACUGAAGAAACGAGCCAAGAGAUGCAGACAGUUGACAGAGAGCCCUCAGCACCAAGGAUCCAGCUCAUCUACCAUCAGUGAUGUAACUUGCUUGCUCUCGUCAACAGUAAAGACUGAACUUGCCUGCCCAAUCACCACCAAGUGUUCAUCUUCAGCAACAGAGGGAAAUGCGUCAGUCUGGGUGUCUUCAGAACUAGGCAUCGGUCAACAGCAAGACACAAAAUAUUUACAGCCCAAAAAGCCCAGCACUCAUUCCACCAUGCCUGUUAGCAGUAGUUCUCCAGCAAAUAAAACUGAUGAUCAAGAGGAAUCGUACGAUAGAGUCCAACCUACUCAUCCAAGUCAACCCAGCAUUGAUGAGGUCACUGAUGAUGUCAUCAACUCUAGUCAUGGCAAGGAGGAUGCUGAUAUGACAGCAAAGAUUCAGUUGGGAGAGCAUGAAAGUCAAGCAGCCAGUGACAUCUUCAUGCUCCACAAACCAAGAAUAAACAGAGUCCAAAGUCAGCAGAAAUCCCUCAACCUGGAUGCAUUGUGGGCCUUAUACGCUAAGACGUGGUUACUUCCUAAGCGUCCUGCAGUAAAUCAGAUUCGCCCUGUGUUCUUACAAAGGAACUUGCGACGGGGCUGCAUAUUCUUCAAGAGGUAUCUCAUCCACCAGAAAGCGCUGAAGGAUCUAUCCAAGCCAAAGCUGUCAAGUCAUCAACAAGAGCCACAGGCAGCUGGGGAGCAUGUGAGAAGCAACUCCAGCAAGAAAGAGGCUGCCGUCAAAGAGGCGAAGGCGAAGGAUGCAAGCAGUGACUAUCAAAACAGAACUAAACUCAAACUGGAAAGCGGAGAGUGCAGCAGAGCGCAAAAAAGAAAAGACGUCAAGCCAAAGCCAGUCCUUUGUGUCAUUAAAAAGCCGCUUCAAACCAAGACGGAUGCAAGCAAAGUAAUGCCAAAGGGAUAUGGUCAGGAUGUGGUCGCCAAGGUAACAACUCUCAAGCCUGGGAAGCUCGCCUCUAAAACGAAAACAGUACUUCAGAGUGACAGUGGGAGUGGUCAGGUUGCCUUCGCCAAGGCAAAACCUGUCAAAUCUGAGAAACAUGCUGUGAAAACAGGACCACAGAGAGACAGCAGGAAGGUCAAACCUGUGCAGACUCGUAAGCAAUCCUUGAAGAAAGAAGAAGCUUCCUCAAGGAAGCCAUUGUCGACUGAGUCCUCCAAGCAGGUGUGGACCAAGGAGGCUUCUGGAGGAAGACAGGUGGCUAUUUGCCGACCGAACACUAAAGGGAAAGCUUCAAAAGUAGACGCAGCCAGCACCUCUGAAGUCAAGAUGAAAUUCAUUGAGGAGGAAAAUCCUGAAUGUCAACUACCUUCAACAAAGCCUCCCCAAGAGAAACCCCAGGCAUUCCCAGUUUCCUCGACAUCAGCCAAGGACAUGGUCAAUGCAGCUGAGGAUGUUGGUGUCAGUGGUGGGAUCAAGCCGUUAUUCUCUGGAGGGCACUGCGGAGGAAUCUGGAAGUCCAUUGUGGAUGAAUGCUGAAUUCUUCAUACGUGGCCUUUUAAUGUAAAUCAAAUCCACUGCAUAACAUAUUCAUCUGUAUGUUUAUUCCAAACUCUGCAAUGAUGAUGACCAACUUGUAAGAGAUUUAGAGGAUGAAGUUUCAUAUCUCUAUUUUCUAUUUAUUUAUUCACCUUUGGUUGCCAAACCUUCAUCUCGAUAGCAAGCUUUAACAGGAUCCCAUUAUGGAUAAAAUAAACCCUUCUAUAAGUUUCUGAAGACAAA
Molecule: messenger RNA, 1925 nt
Organism: Patiria miniata (bat star)
Lineage: Eukaryota; Metazoa; Echinodermata; Asteroidea; Valvatida; Asterinidae
Exons: 5
Coding region: 78-1682 (534 amino acids)
Source: RefSeq, a predicted model, not a curated record